UUGACUUGAGAUUUUUGCACAGUAUUAUUGAUAGUAUUAUUAUUGUUGUUUGUUUUACCUGUUCUUUAUCUCAUUUGACCAUGGUCAGAACACGGUUAACAUGCUCAGCACCACUUUAAAUGUGGAAGCCAACACACUCAUUCACAUCCUAAUAUCCCCUCAUCUGUCCUGAUUAUCCCAGUUUGUCUUGUUUUGCAUGGUCUAGAUCCACACCUUGUUUCAUUAUUGCCCUACUUUUAUUAAUAAAGUUAAAAAUACAAAUAAAAAACUAUUAACAUGCAGGAUUGAUGACAUUAACAUAUUAACAUAAACCGUCUUUAGAGAAGCUACCAGAAAACUGUGGCUAUGGAUCUGUAAUAAGACAUUACGGCACAACUAAAGUCAAAGUAAAAGUCAAACUAUUUGGUUUACUACUACUGUUUAUAGCGUUGCCCAAAAUUACUUAAUUGUAACUAACCAGACUUUACCUGCAGACUGCAAACAAUCACAGACCACACACAGAGUCUGGCAGCAAAACAAAACCUGACUCAGUGUUAAUAUUUGAGGGAGAAUACCGAGUGGUUUCUUUUAUCUGCUGAUCUGCUGGCUGACAUGUCUCCCUCCUCAUUCCAGCGGUCACAAAACACCCAGAAACCCAGACAUCACAGUCUCACAGUAACAUGCAAAUCUCAGUCAACAACUAUAUCUGUUUUGUUUUCAUCUUUUUUUCUUUUUUUUUAAACUCCGCCUCUGGGUAGCUUGUUUCCCAGUGCCGGUCCCAAGCCCGGAUAAAGGAGGAGGGUUUGGUCGGGGCUAGCAACCCCUUCCUGUAAAAACCUGCUAUGCUACAGAAAAGAGAAGUGAAAACCAACGAGCAAUCAGUGGAGAGGAAGGUCAAUCGCUAGUGACGUGGACGGACCAAAGUCUCGCGACUGUCCCUCCCUCGAUGGAUCGAUCAUUCCUCAACACAAGGAUAUCGACUCGCAUCGGGACAUGGAAUGUCAGAUCACUCUACCGAAUGGGAUACAGCGCGCAAGGGCUACAGGUCUUCGAUGACUAUCGCCUCAAAGUUUUAGGUCUAGUGGAAGUUCGAUGGACUGGCGCAGGAAAAAUCAUGAGCGACGGCAAGACGAUUCUCUACUCUGGAUAUAGCACCCACCAUGCACGUGGUGUCGGACUGAUUUUGUUGAAGUUGGCUUCAAAGGGAUUGAUCGGUUGGGAACCAGUUUCCGACCGCAUCGUCACGGCUUGAUUUCGAACUUGGCAGGCCAAGAUCACGUUCAUCCAGGACUAUGCUCCCACGGAGGAAGCGAACGAUACAAUCAAGGAUGCCUUCUAGAACCAGCUCCAAGACAUUUUAGCAGCCAUUCCCUGGCACGAUCACCUGUUAAUGGUUAGCGACUUUAACGCACAAUUGGACGGGGACCGGGCUGGAUUCGAAUCGACCAUCGGGCCCCAUGGAUUGGGGGCACGCACGACUGAUAACGGCAACCGGCUCUGUUCAUUUUGCGCCACGAACGACCUUUGCUUUGGGAAUACCUUUUUCCAACACAAGAGAGCACACAAGACAACGUGGCGGGCUCCGGGAGGAACAUACGAAAACGAAACCAAUUUCGUUUGUGUACGGAGACGAUUGCGGUCAUCGUUACUCGACGUGCGAUGUUGGUGGGGUGCGGACGCCGGCUCGGACCACUCAUCGCCAAGCGUCAACUCUGGCUCAUGAGAACAGUGUCCAACGGUCAACGCCCAAGCCUUUCGACGUCACUCGUCUCAAGGAUCCAGAAAUGGCCAGCCAGUUUCGAUUGGAGCUUCGGAACCAUUUUGAGGCCCUGGCGCAAGAGGAGGACAACUCGGUGAGGAGCCAUUGGGACCGAUUCCGGAGAACGGUGGUCAAUGGUGCAGUGGCCUCAAUAGGCCGCAGGCGUGGCACGUUUCGUGAACGAUGGAUCCAGAGAGACACGGGGGACCUUAUUGAUGAGCGGAACAAGGUAAAGCAAGUACGCGAACGAGAGCCACCAGGACAAGUCUUGGAUGCAGUGGACAUGCGUUAUUGGCUGAUAGAUCAAAUGGUCAAACGGAGUUGCCGACGGGACAAACGGGAUUGGAUCGGACGGAAAGGACAAGAAGCGAAAGAGGCAGCAAACAAGAACGAUACCAAAAUGCUUUAUCGAAUCGUUCAGGAAUUGAGCGGUGCUCCAAGCGGCAGAGGAAUACCAGUCAAGCGCAAGGACGACCGCUUCUUAACAACAGCGGAGGAACAAGACCAACGAUGGGUCCAACAUUUCGAGGAAAUCCUGAAUCAACCGCCGCCUAUGUCGACGAUACGCCUUCCGCCCCGUGGAUGACCUUCCAGUUAACUUUGGUCCAAUUACCAUUUCGGAGACAAAAGCCACGAUUCGUUCAAGAUCAAGACGGGAGUGCGACAAGGCUGCGUUAUUUCGCCGUUCCUGUUUGUGCUGGCUGUGGAUUUCAUCAUGCGGCGUACCCUGCGGGACGGCAAGCACGUAGUCCAAGAACACGACGGACGACGAAUUGCAGAUUUUGAUUUCGCGGAUGACAUUGCACUGCUUGGAUCUACUCAACGCUCCAUUUGCGAUUUGGCCGCCAUGCUGGAAAAUGAAGCGUCAAAGAUUGGACUGCGGAUCAGCGCUGCCAAAAGCAAAGUCAUCCGGAUUGGUUAUGCCCGAGUGAAUACUCCUGUACUCGUUGGCCACCGCCCGCUUGAUGAAGUCGAUCAGUUCACGUAUCUGGGCAGUGUGAUAACACCGGACGGUGGCUUGGACAAGCACAUCGCCUGUUGGCUCGGAAAGGCAGCAUCGGCCAUGCGCAACUUGAAUCUGGUUUGGAGAUCGACCACCAUCUCGAUAUCAUCCAAAGUCUGUUUGUUCAAUACAAUAGUCGUAACAAUGGCUAUCUAUGCGAGUGAAACAUGGAAGUCGACGGCAACAAUCACCCGACGACUGAAUGUUUUCCAACAGCGCGGCCUCCGACGGAUUUUCAAGAUUUUGUAUCGAGAUCAUGUUACCAACAAGGAGGUCCUUCAGCGCACCACCUCAAGACCACUAGCGGACGUGGUAUUGGAGCCACGAUUUCAUUUCGCCGGUCACGUUUUUCGCCAACGAUUACCGAAGAUAGCCAUGUCGUGGAGACCCGCCCGAGGGUCACGGAGUCGCGGAUGACCAAAACAGACAUGGAGACGGUCAUUCAUUGAGGACCUGAAAGCGGUCGAUCUUUCAUGGGACGAGGCUGAAGAUGUGGCUGCAAACCGAGCUCGUUGGCCAUCCCUUGCCGCCCAAUGUGCCAUCCGGCGCAGGAGGAACUAAGUCUAAGAGUAGCUGAAGGUUGUAAAAGUCCUUGAUGUAAAAAGGAAACCCAGGAUUCCAGUAACUAAAGGCCUCUAUCA
Messenger RNA from Pelmatolapia mariae (spotted tilapia), 3382 nucleotides. RefSeq names its product craniofacial development protein 2-like. The transcript is spliced from 2 exons. Lineage: Eukaryota; Metazoa; Chordata; Actinopteri; Cichliformes; Cichlidae. Gene Ontology annotation, biological process: chromatin remodeling. Gene Ontology annotation, cellular component: nucleus. The record is from RefSeq and is a predicted model, not a curated record.